GCCUCCGAUCCGUCGGCUCUAGGACCCAGGAGCGCAACCUACCACAGAGGCAUUGCAGACAGCGCGUUUGGGAGGUGUAGUGGAAGAAAGGCGAGAGAAACGGAGUAAAUGAGAUCACUUUUGUCCAGAUUGUUGACGGACUUAUCAUCUUAAAAUACCACCGACUCAGCUCACUAGAAUGAGACGGACACGUUGUUGAAUUCCUGUCCAGGAUUAGGAACACGGAAGGUAUGCCUUUUAUUGCCUGAACCAUAAAGUGCCAGCUCCUUGGUCUCAUUGCUUCUCCUCUGAGUUUGACCUGAAGAAAAACCACGGCCCUCGUGAGCUGGGCGAAGUGAAGAGAACUUGGGAAAGCAAAGAGACUCUUCUGUGGAAAUCCUGGAUUCUCUAACCUGUCCACCAACAUGACCAAUGUGGUGAUUGUCAAGGAGGGAUGGCUGCAUAAAAGAGGAGAAUAUAUCAAGACCUGGAGGCCAAGGUAUUUUCUUCUGAAGAGUGAUGGUACAUUCAUUGGCUACAAAGAGCGACCGCAAGAUGUCGACCAGCUGGAAACUCCCUUAAAUAACUUCUCUGUAGCACAAUGCCAGCUGAUGAAGACAGAAAGACCUAAGCCCAAUACAUUUAUCAUCCGCUGCCUGCAGUGGACCACUGUCAUCGAGCGCACCUUUCACGUCGAGACCCCUGAGGAGAGGGAAGAAUGGACUAAAGCGAUCCAAGCUGUGGCAGAAGGGCUGCAGAAACAAGAGGAGGAGAUGAUGGAUUCCUCUCCAGAUCCCAUGGAUAUGGAGGUCUACCUUACCAAACCCAGACAAAAAGUGACUAUGCACGACUUUGAAUACCUCAAACUCCUGGGAAAAGGCACUUUUGGCAAAGUUAUCCUGGUAAAGGAGAAGGCCACAGGACGCUACUAUGCCAUGAAAAUCUUAAAGAAGGAGGUGAUCGUAGCAAAAGAUGAAGUGGCACACACACUCACAGAAAACAGAGUCCUCCAGAAUUCAAAGCACCCUUUCUUGACAGGACUGAAAUACUCUUUCCAAACACAUGACCGCCUUUGCUUUGUCAUGGAAUAUGCCAACGGUGGCGAGCUUUUCUUCCACCUUUCAAGGGAUCGUGUAUUCUCAGAGGAGCGUGCUCGGUUCUAUGGUGCAGAGAUCGUGUCUGCGCUUGACUACCUGCAUGCUGAAAGAAACGUAGUCUACCGAGAUCUAAAGUUGGAAAAUCUGAUGCUGGAUAAAGAUGGACACAUAAAGAUAACAGAUUUUGGCCUCUGUAAGGAGGGGAUCAAAGAUGGUGCCACCAUGAAAACAUUUUGUGGAACGCCAGAGUACCUUGCUCCUGAGGUACUUGAGGACAACGACUACGGCCGUGCUGUGGACUGGUGGGGCCUUGGUGUGGUGAUGUACGAGAUGAUGUGUGGCAGGCUUCCUUUCUACAACCAGGACCAUGAGAAGCUGUUUGAACUCAUCCUCAUGGAAGACAUCCGCUUCCCACGGACACUAGGUCCAGAGGCACGCUCACUGCUCUCUGGACUCCUCAAGAAAGACCCCAUGCAGAGGUUAGGUGGUGGCCCAGAUGAUGCCAAGGAAAUAAUGCAGCACAAGUUCUUUGCCGGGAUUGAAUGGCAAGACGUUUACGAGAAAAAAUUGGUCCCGCCCUUCAAGCCCCAAGUUACCUCGGAGACGGACACGAGAUAUUUUGAUGAGGAGUUCACUGCACAAACCAUCACAAUUACGCCACCUGGACAAGACGACAGCAUGGAGUCUUUUGACAGUGAGCGGAGACCUCACUUCCCUCAGUUCUCCUACUCUGCUAGUGGAGUGGCCUGAACGACACUCGCACAUUCCUCAACCAUCCUCCCAAGUCCCUUUCCUUCAAGACAACUGCAUCCUCCAAAAAGACUCGGACCUCUGCCUCGUCCUCCACCGAUUGUGCAACAUCACCUCACCCCAUCAUCUCUCAAGUUGUGUUCUUCAGGCAAGAGGAAGAACAAGACAACACAAACAGAGCUCUGCCUCCCCGCCCAUGCCGAGCGUUAACACUAGUCUCUAUUUCCUGGCUGUCUAGGGAGUAGGCAUCCACACACCAGCACUUGUGAUGCAAAAAUUGGGCCACCGCCAUCAAUUUCAAGAAGGGCUGUUAUAUUUUUCAAAUCACGAUUAAACCGUCAUCCACCAUUUCAAGUAGAAAUCACAAAUACGGUGGACCAUAGUCCUGUUGGUAAUCUGGUGUGUGUUGCUUUUCUCCUCUCCAAAUCAAAACCAAACCUACGACAAUUUUGUGGGGGGCUUCAUAAGUGAAUGUAUCAUUUGAAAUAAAGUGGAUCUUUCCUUCAUGUUUUCCUUGUUAUUAUCGACCUCAUUGAGUCUGAUGAAUCAAUAGAGUCAAGGUAUGAUGAUAUGCAAAGAAUGGAAAGGCUUUGAUUACCGUUAAAGUCAACCUCUCAGUCCGAAACGUUUGCACGCAGAGAUGUUUUAGAGUAAAAUGAAAAUUUCUCGUUGCCUUCCUUUCGAUCCCAAUGCUGCGCAGCGAUCACCUCUGGGUUUUCCCUCUGAUUCAGAUCAGUUGGACCCUCGCUGACCCCUCAGAACCUCUUCUCUCCCGUAGUUUUUCUCCUAGUAGAGUAUUGGGUGUUUCCCAUCCAGUGCUUCCUCUGCAGCCUCAGUGAGGUCACUAAUGCGAUACAUUUCUGUAGUAACACAGUGGGCCUCAGGGGAAAACACCAAGAUUCAUCUUUCAUUUGCGUCUUACGGGAAUUUGUGUAACGUCCCUACUUCUUAUUUAUGAAACCAGCAUUUAAAUAUUAUCAAGUUUUCAUGUGCCAAUGAAAUGCACCUUGCUGCCCUGCAAUGAUUGUAUCAGGAUUUUGUAUUUGUGGUUGGUAAAGACUAAAUUAGCUUAUUAUAUAACAUUCAAGUGUUGUGAAUGAAUUAAAAUCUUUUUAAAACUUGGCUGAGGCUAAACUGCGAGAUCCAAGACGUGUAUUCAAGUGUGAUUAGAGGUUUCCAAUGUGGUUAAGAUGAUUGAUAAUCAUUUUUCAAAAGUGCAUUAUGCCUUGUUGAAUGUAACUGUUUUUAUGUUUUCAGUUCAAACUUUUUCUUUUUUGGGGUUAAAUGAUUGUUACCUAUUCCUAUGCACACCUCUUGCUGUCACCUGAAAAAUAGGGAAAUUCAUUUUAUACUUUUUUUUUUUUUUUUUUAAUUGCAACUUUUUUGUACCUGCCCCACCAUAUCCGUAAGACUGAGGACACCAGCUUUAGUAAACAAAUAAUAUAAAUUGUACACUGUUUUUACUUGUUUCUUUCAAACUGAUGGAAUAAAAGGUCUUAACAUUGCAUUUUGGUGAUAUUUUGUGACUGCUAACACUGGUCUACAAAAUUUUGGAAAAUCUCUGCUUCAGAGGUAAAAGGGCUAAAUCGUACUUUUAAUGGUCACACGGAUUGGAAAAUAAACAUUUUUAGUGCUGGUUGGCUAAAGUAUUCAAGGUAAUUACUGUUCGAUAUUACAAAGAUACAUUGGUGUAAUUAUAUCAGUUUUAUAAGUAGCUGCAAUGGAUAUAUUGGUGUGUGCCACCACUUAUGAAACCUACAGUACAUUAAUGUAUUUUGUCCAAUUCCAGAACAGGAUUUACAGUGGGGCAAAUAAGUAUUGAGUUAGCCACCAAUUGUGCAAGUUCUCAUACUUAAAAAGAUUAGAGAGGCCUGUAAUUGUCAACAUGGGUAAACCUCAACCAUGAGAGACAAUGUGGGAAAAAAAACUGAAAAUCACAUUGUUUGAUUUUUAAAGAAUUUAUUUCCAUAUUUGAGUGGAAAAUAAGUAUUUGGUCACCUUCAAACAAGCAAGAUUUCUGGCUGUCAAAGAGGUCUAACUUCUAACGAGGCUCCACUC
Messenger RNA from Corythoichthys intestinalis (scribbled pipefish), 3884 nucleotides. It is a transcript of the gene akt1, whose product is annotated as v-akt murine thymoma viral oncogene homolog 1. Gene Ontology annotation, cellular component: nucleus; cytoplasm. Bases 405 to 1826 code for a protein of 473 amino acids. Gene Ontology annotation, biological process: protein phosphorylation. The transcript has 15 exons. NCBI's taxonomy places the organism in Eukaryota, Metazoa, Chordata, Actinopteri, Syngnathiformes, Syngnathidae. Gene Ontology annotation, molecular function: protein serine/threonine kinase activity; ATP binding. The record is from RefSeq and is a predicted model, not a curated record.